AUAUUGAGGGCAUAUGUUAGGAUUUUGAGCGGGGAUUAAUAAAUAUAUACGGCUUCAAUUUAAAAUCUUCACCCCUCCAUUUUGUUUUGGUUUCCCAAAUUCUCUAAUCCUACGAGGAACGGUCUAACCCCUGUUUUUUUACCGAAAAUUGAAGUCUAUGGAUGUUAAUGGACUAAUAACGAAGGUCACAUGGAGGGUUGAAAUUUUGAGUGCAGUUCAUAGUCAGUCCAAGUCUCCGGGUGUUAAUGGACAAAUAACGAAGGUCACAUGGAGGAUCGAGAAUUUCUCCAGUAUUAAAGACGGAAUGCUCUCUUCUGAAAAUUUCACUGUUGAUGGAAACAAAUGGCGACUUAGCAUCUACCCGAAGGGGAACAAAGUGGAUUUUUUGUCAAUUUUAUUAGAAGUUGCAGAUUCAGCUACUUUGCCUUGUGGAUGGAGUAGAAAUGCCCAAUUUGGACUUGCAGUCAUCAAUCAAUUCGAUCGUGAACCUUCCAUUACGGAUGGUAUUUUUUGUUGAACCAAUAACAUUUCUACAAAACAAAGUAUCAACCUUCUUAUGGUUGUUCUUAUUUAAUGAGUUUACAAAACACAGCUAAUCACUAUGGGUAAUAGUUAUUCUUCAAAAAUAAAAGUAAAGGAAAUGAAUAAUCUACACAAUUUUGAAAAAGUUUGGAAAUAGAAAAAAUUUG
This is a messenger RNA of Gossypium arboreum, 689 nucleotides long. Its product is annotated as MATH domain and coiled-coil domain-containing protein At3g58250-like. Gene Ontology annotation, molecular function: protein binding. The transcript is spliced from 2 exons. The record is from RefSeq and is a predicted model, not a curated record. NCBI's taxonomy places the organism in Eukaryota, Viridiplantae, Streptophyta, Magnoliopsida, Malvales, Malvaceae. The coding region runs from base 158 to 517 and encodes 119 amino acids.